ACCAACCAAGAAUGCAGAUGUUCAUUGCUUGAAACCACUGAGUCUCUGGAGGUGGAUGACUACAGCGUGUCCAUUUUGGGGAAAGUUGAGCAAACAAAAGCUAGCCCAGAAGAACCCAUUUGCGACAGAGAAGACUGUUCUAGAGUAGUAGGUGUGAGAAACUCACCCUUUGUCCCAGCAGAAUGUCAGACUGACUCUUUGGCAGAAGAAUCUGAUUCUUUGGUUGAUGGAGAUACAAGACAAGCUCCAGAUGAUCGUGAAGAAGUAACCCGGAUAGAGGCAAAAGGGUGCCUGAGGAAUCUUGAAGACCCUCUGCCUGAUGAAGGGACCCAGUUGCCCACCAGUUCUUCAGAUAUGGACUGGGAAGAUGAAUCUCUGGUGGUGGGCAGUGGCCAAGAUCCUUGUGCAGAUUGGUAUCCCAAAAGUAAGCUUGAGAGUUUACAUCACCCAAGAUUCAAGGCCUCCCCAAGCGUUACUGAGUCUGAGUUCAUUUGUGGUUCAGGUCCUGGGAACGAGACUUGUAAAGAUGGCGAUUGGGUAUCCUUGGAAAAUAGCCAGAAGGUGUCAGAUGUUAAGUCUGAGGCCAUGAAAUAUGACUUUCCUUUUGGUUUUAAAAAAGAGGAUUGGUCAGCAUUGCUAUCCCUUGACAUGGACCAUAGGCCCAUGCCCUUCAAGGAUUACAUCAAUUUCUCUGUCACCAAGAAGCACAAAGAGAAAACCAGGACUUUCCACUCGUUCUCCAAACAACACAACCCUUUCACCAGAGAUUUGGGAUUAAUCAACUGGAGCAGGAGCUGGGGAUUCCUGAGUGACCCAGUUCAAAACAUUUUAGACAUGGAAUGCCUGCGGUUCCAUUGCAGGGUCAAGGAGAUCCUGAAGAAAUCACAACGUUCUACCUCCCGUGUUCUUCCCACCAAGAAGAUCCUGCCUCAGCUGAUAGCAGAAGCGUUACCGCUGAGAAAGGUCUCUGAACUGUCAGCUGCCGGUUCCCCCCUUAGGAGCAGAAGUCCACUUCUGGUCACCAUUGCCAAUGCAGAUCCGAGGACCAGUGGCAGAUGUGAUGAAUUCUUCAACCCCCUUCCUGCCGUCCAGGAGCCAUUUUGCUCAGCCGCUGCUCUGAAGUGUCAAGAGGGGCUGGGGCCGAGGCAUCCUUUCCCUCCUUCCCAUCUCCAGAAACUAACCUAUAAUAAGCUAAACAGUUUCCCCGGGGAUCUCUCGGUCGUCGUCGAUGAGUUUGCCAAGCUCAGCAGAGCAAUGGCGUUCGAGGGCGGGCGGGCAGGCAACCAUGAGGGAGACCCCACUGCUACCUCAGAAGAUGCAGGCGAGAAGAGGGGACCUGCUGUGCCUCCGAGAGCCAUCGGCUACGAUUAUCUUUUCACUGAGCUGCACAACACACUACAUGUCCGGCUGAGGAAUGUGGCUCAGGAAGCGUGCAGGAAGCCCUACUUGUUCUACUUGAUGGAAACAGAGGACGAUCCUUUCUUUGGGAGAGUGAAGGUAAGACUUGGUUGGUGAAGGGGGUCUUGGGUCCCCAUGAGGAAAUGAGCUGCUGCAGGAGGUUUGUGCUUGGUCGGUUGGAUGCAAACGUUGCUCUGGGUAGCUGUGAACCAGUGUUUCUCAACCUGGGCA
Python bivittatus (Burmese python) is the source of this 1629-nucleotide messenger RNA. NCBI's taxonomy places the organism in Eukaryota, Metazoa, Chordata, Lepidosauria, Squamata, Pythonidae. The record is from RefSeq and is a predicted model, not a curated record.